AAUUAAUACUACUUUAAUUAGUUUAUAUUCUUCUCCAGGUAACUUGCGCUAACAAGCAAGAUUAAAUACAUUUGUUUGAUGGAAUUAAACAUUAUCAAUGUGGACAAAUUUUUUCAAUAAAAGACAGAAAAUGUGAGUCGCUCAUCUUCAGAUAUACUCCACAACACAGCCCAUUGUUUCUGCAUCUCCUAAAAAGGAAAAUAAUUCUAGGUUAAUACGUAACCUCUAUUCAAGCAGCCGCCACUGUACAAAUUCUAGCAGAAUUAUGCUUCCAGUUCCAGCCAGCCAAGAUUUCUUCUUCAGAAUGAUGACACAUACACACACUGAUAGUCCAUGCAUGUUCCAAAAGUAAUUAAACACUUUUUUUUUGUUUGUUUGUUUAGACCUCAAGUUUAUAAUAUUGCUUCAUGUCUAUGUCAUCAGCUCUCUUCCUCUUCUUCUUUGUCCCCCCCUCUCUCUCUCUCUCAUAAACUCUGAUCAAAAAGUGAAGAUCGCGUCCUACUUAUGUGAGAGAGAGAGAGAGAGUUGUAAUAGUGAUCAAAGAUAACAAUUGAAGCAGCCAUGCACUUGAAUUCCCACUUAGCCAUACUUGUAGCAGCAAUAUCAUAUUUUGCAGGCACAUCUGAUGGGUCCUGCAAUGAAGUCGACCGCCAUUCUUUAUCAUCAUUCAACCUCAGCAUCAGCGCUGCGCCUCCCUUGAACUGGUCUCUCUCUGCAGAUUGCUGCACUUGGGAAGGUGUCUCUUGCGACAAUUCAAGCAGAGUUACCAGUCUAUGGCUCCCAUCAAGAGGCCUAGUUGGUAACAUGUCGCCUUGGCUCAUGAAUCUCACCACUCUCAAUCUCUCUCACAACACCCUCUCCGGCCCCCUCCCGGAUGGAUUCUUCACCUCCUCCUUCAUCGUCAUCGAUUUGAGCAUCAAUCGUCUCUCCGGUGCGCUCUCACCGUCAAAUAAUCUGCCUCCUACCAUCCAGAGCUUCAACCUGUCCUGCAAUUCCUUUCACGGCACAAUCCCGUCUUCAUUUCUCGAGACAGCAUCAAAGCUGCAAGCUUUUGAUGUCAGCAAUAACAGCUUCUCCGGAUCAGUUCCUUCCUCCAUCUGCAGCUAUUCGCCCUCACUGGAGCGCCUUGAUUUCUCCAACAAUGAUUUCUCAGACCAGAUUCCUGCAGGUUUUGGAGAGUGCUCAAAGCUGCAGAGCCUAAGAGCAGGCUUCAACAACUUGUCUGGACAGAUCCCACAUGAUAUCUACAGUUUGUCGACGUUGCAACAGCUCUACCUACCUGGAAACAAGCUCUCUGGAGUGAUGAAUCAAAGUAUAGCCAGCCUCAUCAACCUCAAAAUCCUCAAUUUGUAUGGCAAUGAACUCACAGGCGCGAUCCCUCAAGACAUCGGGAGGCUGUCCAACUUGGAACACCUGCAUCUCCACAUAAACCAUCUCACUGGAACCAUCCCAACAUCUCUUACAAACUGCACCAGCCUCAUCACUCUGUAUCUGAGGGUCAACUCUCUAGAAGGUGAACUUUCCUCUUUCGAUUUCUCAAGAUUUGUGCACCUCAAAUCAGUUGAUCUAGGCAACAAUCUGUUCAGAGGAAGUUUGCCUGCAAGCCUCUUCAGCUGCAAGAAGCUGACAGCAAUUCGGUUGGCUUCUAACAACCUCAGUGGACAGAUUCUUCCCACCAUACUGUCACUGCCAUCCUUGUCUUUCCUCUCUCUCUCCAACAACAGCCUAACCAACAUCACAGCUGCCCUUGGAAUCUUAACAGGUUGCAAGAAUCUCACCACAUUAACACUCUCAACGAAUUUUCACAACGAAAGACUGCCUAGUGAUGGUGAUGAGAGCUUGGUUGGCCUCGAGGGGCUUCAUAAUCUCCGAGUUCUCGCCCUUGGUGCCUGCGGAUUCACCGGCUCUUUUCCACUCUGGCUGUCCAAGCUACCCAAGCUUGAGGUUGUAGACUUAUCCUUCAAUUUUCUUACAGGAACAAUUCCGGGUUUCAUUGGAAGUUUCAAGGAACUUUUCUACUUAGAUUUGUCAAAUAACCAGCUAUCAGGAGUCUUCCCUAUUGAACUCACAACAAUGCAGAGGCUAGCAAUUCAGCAGAGCUCUCAUCAAAUUGAUAGCAGCUAUUUAGAGCUGCCUGUCUUUGUCACUCCUGACAAUGUUUCCAGCUAUCAAUACAAUCAACUCUCAAGCUUACCAACAGCUAUAUACUUAGGAAAUAAUAGCAUCAACGGCACCAUCCCUUAUGCGAUUGGUCAGCUUAAGUUCAUCAAAGCCCUUGAUCUCACCGGCAAUCAUUUCUCCGGUGAAAUCCCUGAUGCACUCUCUAAACUCACCAACUUGGAGAAACUAGACCUCUCAAGAAACAAUUUCUCCGGCCAAAUCCCAUCAUCACUCCAAAAUCUCAAUUUCCUCUCCUCUUUCAGUGUUGCAGACAAUAAUCUUGAAGGUCCAAUCCCCACAGGAGGGCAGUUUGACACUUUCCCCGUCUCAAGCUUCCAAGGAAAUCCAGAGCUGUGCGGCCGUAUCUUGCAGCGUUCUUGCUCAGCCGCCCCGACCAACAUUUCGCCUCUGGCAAGAGGGAGGAGAAGGAAGAAGAGAGUCAUGGUACUAAUACUUGUGAUCUGUUCAUCCAUCUUCACCAUGUCUCUACUUUUAUAUUUCUUCUUGGAGAAGAGGUGGAGAAGGCUAGAUCAGAAACCCGGGCUUGAGACAAGUGGCCUCGACAUUGAUCCUGAAGAUGAAAGCACCACAAGAAGCCUAGUCACGUUGUUUCCAAACAACGACAAGAUACAUACUCUGUCCAUGGCUGAAAUCUUGCAAGCCACACACGAUUUCAGCCAAUCCAACAUCAUCGGGUGCGGAGGUUUCGGAUUAGUAUACAAAGCCGUUCUUGAAAAUGGGACUAAACUUGCGAUCAAGAAGUUCUCAGGGGACAUGUGUGUGGUGGAGAGAGAAUUCAAAGCAGAGGUGGAAGUUCUCUCCACAGCCCAACACCGGAAUCUUGUAUCUCUAAAAGGCUACUGCAUGCACGACGGAGACAGAUUGCUCAUAUAUUCCUUGAUGGAGAAUGGCAGCCUAGACUACUGGCUGCACGAGAAGCCCGGCGGCGGCGCCCAGCUCAGCUGGCCAGCGCGCCUCAGAAUCGCGGCGGGCGUGGCCAGCGGCGUCGCGUACAUGCACGAGACAUGCGAGCCGCACAUAGUGCACCGUGACCUCAAAUCCAGCAACAUUCUUCUGGAUCACAACCUGGAGGCCCACGUGGCGGAUUUCGGGCUGGCUAGGCUGAUUCUGCCGCACCGGACGCACGUCACGACGGAGCUGGUGGGGACGCUGGGGUACAUUCCGCCCGAGUACGGGCAGUCGUGGGUGGCGACGUUGAGAGGAGAUGUGUACAGUUUCGGGGUGGUGAUGGUGGAGCUGGUGACGGGGAAGAGGCCUUUUAUGGUGUUGAAUCCCAAGGGGGAGAGAGAGUUGGUGAAGUGGGUGAUGCAGAUGAGGAGAGAGGGGAAGCUGGAGGAGGUGUUUGAUCCGGCCAUUAGAGACAAAGGCUUUCAAGGAGAGAUGGUGAGAGUUGUUGAGAUCGCCUCUUUGUGUCUCAAUCAGAAUCCAUUGGAGAGGCCCACCAUGAUUCAAGUUGUUGAUUGGCUCAAGGAUGUCGGGCGAAGCAGAGGUUCACGCUCCGGAUCCGACCAUUAUAUUGCUUGUUGAAGAUGAUCAGUCUCUGCAUUUUUUUAUCCAGUUUUCUUUCUUUUUUUAGUGUUAGGACUCAAACCAACUAAACUACUUUGUUUCAAUGUUUAGUAAUUUCUUUCCUA
This is a messenger RNA of Salvia miltiorrhiza (redroot sage), 3815 nucleotides long. Its product is annotated as tyrosine-sulfated glycopeptide receptor 1-like. The record is from RefSeq and is a predicted model, not a curated record. Lineage: Eukaryota; Viridiplantae; Streptophyta; Magnoliopsida; Lamiales; Lamiaceae. Bases 562 to 3708 code for a protein of 1048 amino acids. Gene Ontology annotation, molecular function: protein kinase activity; ATP binding; receptor serine/threonine kinase binding. Gene Ontology annotation, biological process: protein phosphorylation. The transcript has a single exon.